Messenger RNA from Panicum hallii, 880 nucleotides. RefSeq names its product phosphatidylinositol N-acetylglucosaminyltransferase subunit P-like. The record is from RefSeq and is a predicted model, not a curated record. The transcript is spliced from 3 exons. Lineage: Eukaryota; Viridiplantae; Streptophyta; Magnoliopsida; Poales; Poaceae. Bases 27 to 563 code for a protein of 178 amino acids.
CGCUUCGCUGCUGGCCCGUAGCCGAGAUGGACGAGGGGGCGAGGAAGACGAUGGAGUGGCCGCCGCCGUCGACGUCGCCGUCGCUGGUGGUGCGCAGCCCCAGGCAGACGGUCAGCCUGAUCCGGAACCGCCGUCCCCACCGCGACUGGGACCAGUCAUCGAGGUCCCCCUCCUUCGCCGCCCGCGACCACGGGCCCAAGCCGUCGGAGGUGUACGGCUUCGUCGGAUCCAUCACCACCGUCAUCGCCACCGCCGUCUACCUCGCCUGGGCGUACACGCCCGAGCCCGUCCUCCGGUCCCUUGGCAUCACCUACUACCCUAGCAAGUAUUGGGCAUUGGCGGUGCCAUCGUUCGUGAUUGUGGCCGUGGCGCUGUCCAUGGCCAUCUACAUGGGUCUCAACUUCGUCGCCACUCCUCCCCCGACUUCCUUCAGUACCAUCUUCGAUGAAAAUAGUCGGGAGCGCAUGACGUUUUCUCCUGCAAUGGAAGAAGAGAUGCCGAUCGAACCUAUUUCAGACAUUAGUAUUGACCAUAUCAACGAUCUUAUGUUUGGUGGUGGAUGAUUUACUACUCCGGAUGGAAAAUGGGUCUACCUUAGAGCACGAGACUGGAAACAGUAGCAACAAGAAGAAAGAAUCCGCAUCAAGUGAACUUUCAGAUUGCCUUCAUAACCAAAUGAGGAACUCCAUUCUUCAGGGUGGGGUUUUUUUUUUAUGUGUGAACUGUGAAGGAACAUUUCUCUAUCUAGAAUUUCAGCUGUAUUUAUUUGUUCAAUUCGACAGCGGAGACUGCAGAUGUUUGCAAGCAAUACUAGUGGCAAAUGGCAGAGUGUGAAUGGAAUUCAGAAGGCAAUAAAGCUAGCUGAAUAACUUGAUGGGCU